Molecule: messenger RNA, 4609 nt
Organism: Mercenaria mercenaria
Lineage: Eukaryota; Metazoa; Mollusca; Bivalvia; Venerida; Veneridae
Exons: 7
Coding region: 33-1913 (626 amino acids)
Source: RefSeq, a predicted model, not a curated record
UUUUUUUUGGAUUUAAACGGUGUAUAUCAAACAUGGACAAUUCUAACUUAAAAGCGACUGGGUCAUUAGUGCAUAAAUUUAAAAUUCUUAACAUUAAGGGACCAGGGAAUUAUCGUUGUAAUACAAAGAAAUUGCAAAAAUACCUGAGUGGGAAUCCUGAAACAACAUCUCCGAGUGUUCAACCAGCUGCCCUGGAAGACCGGUUGGAUGAAUUGAAAGGAAGGACCUUCACUCGACAGUCAUGCCAUCGUACAAUUAAUUUCUUCUCAGCAGUUCCAAAGUUGUCAAAAAACGAGUUCUUUAAUCGGCACUCAUUAUGUGGAUCUCAGAAAUUAAAUAAAGGAAAGGCACUUUCUCCUGCGAAUAUAUUAGAAUAUAGUUACAAUGGUGCAAAACGAAUUUGUGGCGAGUGUGGACUUCGUGUAUUUGAACUGGACUUUGCAUUUAUCUGCAGCAAUUGCGGGCAAUUGAUUCAUAAAGGAUGCACGGACGUCUGUAAACGCAGGCAUGAAUGUGUUAUAUGUGGCGGGGAGACAAAUGCUAACCGGAUUUACCCAUUUUGCCAAAUCAACAACUUGUCCGAAUUAAUCAACGGUGAUGAACAAAGGAAAAGAACUUUUAAGGGGCCUACCAAAACACAUGCAGAAAAAUGUUUCCCGAUUAUCAGAUCCUUGAAUGUCACGGCCAAGACUUACGUUAAUCCUAUUUAUGAAAAGUGCUUGGACAACGGGAAAAGACGCCGACAAAGCAAACACUUGUCUGAUUAUAUGUUACCACAGCCAAGUAAAAGAAGAAAGAUUGAAUAUUAUCAGCGAACUACAUACAAAAAUACACAUUCAAGGCAAACCAGGAGUCUCAACGAGACAAUAUCAGAUGCUCCUCAUGACAGUGUACAUACAGCAUGUAAAACACUGAAAGAUGUUCGUAAUAAACGACUGAAAUCUAAAACCAACAGAUCUGAAACAGGAAGAGGGAAACUUAACACCAAUGUAAACACAGACCAGAUAGCCAAUGAAGGCAUCUCAUUAUUUGUUUCAAAAACCUUGGAUUUCCUAGGUUAUAGUUUUGAAAUGAUAAAGUAUAGACAAAGAAUGUAUCAUGCUAAUGAUGAAAUUAUUGCAAGGUUUAACCACCAGCCAGACACUCGUGUUACAACAGGUGGGAAAGGAGAAGGCACGACUAUGUAUUUUGAAAACGACACAGAUUAUAUGUAUGUGGUAAAGCAGAUAAUCUGUACUGACUAUCCGCAGGUUUUUGUCAACAUAAAGAACAUAACUGUAUUCCAAACAAAAAGAAAUAUAGCGUCACCCGGCUAUACAAGACUUGAGUUACUAAGAUUUUCAGGUCGGUACCUUAGAGAUGAGAUAAGGACAUCGCUUUUUGAAACCCAAUCAGGCUCUUUGUACCUUUCGAAUGAGGAAUUCAUCGAUUCUUUACAAAUUUUACAAGACAAGACAUGCACUCUUGGCGGAUUUACAAAGGGUGAGAGAACUGGUCCAUCAACACCGAUUUCGGACAAAUACAAUAGCUUUGACGAUGUGAUAGGGUUGCCAUGUUGUUGUCCAAAUGUUCUUGAGAAGUGGUUUGCACGUCCACGACAUAACAUAUGGCCACCGCAGGAGGUAAUGCAUGCACUAUCUUUACUAGAUGCGCAUGUUGUUCCGGUCGGAUUUAAAGGUUCGCCUGAUCAGAACGUAGAAUGGAGAAUAUGUUUCUCCCUAGCUGAAUUGCAUCUAAUGCAAAUAUUAAAUGAGUGUCAAAUUCAAACAUAUAUAUUACUUAAGAAAAUAGCGAAAACAUGCUUACAGCCAAUAAGUAAAGACAUCACUUCAUAUGUAGUAAAAAAUACCAUUUUAUGGAUAUGUGAGAAAACGCCGACAUCGUUUUUCCAAAAGAAGCAUAUCCUUUUAUAGAUUACUGGAUUGCAUCGAAUUCUUGAGACAAUGUAUAAGAAAGAAUAACUUACCAAGUUAUAUGAUUUCUGAAAGAAAUCUAAUAGCUGGCAGAAUAGAUCGUUCACAGAGACAUCAGUUUGAAAAUACUCUAUAUGAUCUGAAAAGGGAAGAGGGACAAAUCUUCCUCCGAAUCGGGAAGUUACGAGACGCCAUGCUUGUUAUGUACAAAAUGCCAAAUAGAUUUAGGGAGUAUGGGGAAAAUCGGAAUUUGUUGGAAAGGAUAGUUCUGAUGCGGAACUGGAUACGUGAGUCCGCUUGGAAGCCAGACAUGACAAAGACUGAAAGAAAUCGGCUGGCAGAAAAACAUAAAGGAUACAAGAUACUGGAAAGAGAAAUCGAUAACAUAUUGCAUGUUGACGAGGAACAACUACAAGCAAAAGGAUGGGUGUUAGCAGAAAUAAAUGAUCUGUGGAUGAAGAGAAUGUAUCAGCUUUUGUCAUAAAGUACUAGCUUAUAGUGAAAGCAUGCUAUAUUUAUUUACCUCAACGGAAAAACUUGCAUAUUUAAUCCUACUAUAUUUCUCACGAGGAAGAAGUGAUAAUAAUAUAUGAAUUAGACUUCUCAUAAGGCUGGAGGAGAGAACGAACAUUUAAAUCAUGAAUAACUAUACACUAGUAUAUCCUUUUUACUAUAGCUUUAACACAGAAAUAAUGAACGCUUAAUUUAUUGGUGGAUGCUAGGGUAUUUAUAUAUAUAUACAGUCAAACCCGGCUGCAGAACCUCCCUUGGGGACUGAAAAUGCUGGUAUUUGUGAAAACAUAUUUUUUCAAGACAGGUGACGUGUGACCAUAGUAAGCAGGUUAUAUGUAUUUGGAGACUGUCUACAGUACGGGUCUGACUGCAUAAGGGAGUUCAUCGGUUCUAAGACAAAGGUGAAUGUACCAACUUGAAGUAAUAUAGCAAAAACAAAACAAGAUUAUGUGGGAUAAGGCCGUGACUUUAUUUUAAAUUUUCAAAUGAGAAUUAUGGCAUAUUGUAAAUAUAUAGCAUGGUAUAUAUGAAAAUGAUGAGAAAAUAUGAAAGACAAAGCUCCAGCUAAAAUGCCUGGAAGCAACAUAGCAGCGCGAAGGUGCAGAAAACUAUGAAAAUAAGCGCAGAACAUACCAGACCUAAUAGGAAAUUGUAGGUUCUAGUACUUUGCACUAAUGAGAAACGAGGCAAAGAUGCUCUCACCGAUCUCUAUGAUAUAAGAUGAACUAUAGAUUUCGACGAAUGUAAUGCAUUUUAGAUUUUAAUACUAAUAAGAUUUACAAUAUGCCAUACCGAAAUGCACAUUACGUGUAUUGAGGGCCACUCAACAUUUUAUGAAAAUAAAAUUCGCCAAAACGAGAUAUGCAGUGAAUACACGUCUACUCAAUAGGUACAGCAGCUGAUUGACAAACAAUUAAAGUCUAGAGCUAGAAAAUAUCUUUUGCUAUGUACCUUUUUUUUUAAGAUGUAUCAAAAUCUAUGAAACUCGCUGCAUAUUUUACAUAUUGUAUAUCUUUUAACGUUACAAUGUCAUUCAGGUACAUGUACAUAUGUACAUAUUAUCCAAUAGUUCGAUUACUAUAAGCCGGGGUCAGCAUGAAACCUUUUGCGGAAGUUUCAGUCAAAAUGUAUUAUCUAUUUAUUUUGAACGAACAUCAGACGAACGGACGGACGGACGGACAGGAAACCAAUAGACUUAAGACUUUCAACUAGAAGAGUCUUACUGCCACUGACUUGUUAUGUCAUAAUCUUUUAUUUUAUGACGUAAUAGUUUGUAUUUUUUUUUUUAAUUAUAUUAGGCUACAAAGAAAAAUUCUUUGAUUCACUCAAACGUUACAAAAUCAUGUUACAAAAUAUUUCCGCAACACGAGUAUUCUAGACAAUGUACGUUAGAAAUGCAUAAACCUCAGUACACCUCGGGCGGAACCAGUACUUGCAUAUUGAACAUAUGAUUUAAGUCCAUAAAUAAUUAUUACUGAGAAUAAUGUAUAGUAACUAACGUACUGCAUUUUUCAAGCGCAUGUACAUGCAACCAAAAACGCUCGACCACGCCCAUGUUUCACCUGUGAGUGUUUAUCAGCUCACUAUACCAGUUUUUUUUAAACUAAAAUUCACUUCAGACUGAUCCGGUCAGUGAUUGAAUAAUACCAAAAUAACUAAUAUCUUGCUGACUGUACGACAAAACACUUGUCUCCAUUCCUUUCCAGAGGAUAUAUGCAAAUGCCGUAUAAACAGAAAGUUCAUCAAUCAAAAUAAUGAGCGCAGAAGUCUAAAGAAAAUAUAUAAUGUAUACUCAUCUAAAUUGUGAAUUCUCAAAAACAGUAGCACUGCAGUUUUCCGCCGUUUUCUUCUGCUAUGAAUUUUUGUAAACGAUAUUUCCUCUACGGAUUUUCGAUAAAGAAUGUACUUGUCACUGCACUAAAUUUGCCCAUGAAAAACCCGUGGGAUUAAAACUUGUCAGACUAGUAUUUGAACUGAUACGACUAUAAAUACAAAUACAGGUGCGGAUUAGCAGUGAGGCGUUAUGUUAGGCAAGACGAUACCCACCAAAAUUAAAAUAAUUUAUUUCAUAAGAGAACAUAAAAUUACAUAUUUAGCACUAGUGUAUUUUAACUUCAUGGCAUGAUUGCAAUCUUUUACCGCAUUUUAAGAUAAUAAUUCUGUAAAGUAAACUUGUCAAUAAG